CCAAAACCAGCACAAGCCACCAUCGCCGACCCUCCUCUCACCCCACUCGUCCAAUUAGAUUUUGUCGUGGAAAGGAAAAGGAAGGCAAAAACGAAUAAAACGAUGCAGUUCCUUUCAGCCUCGUCGCUGCUUUUGGCAGCAGCAGGCCUGUUCUCGUCCACGGUGGUGGCCCACAACAUCCAACUGCCCGCCCAUGGCCGCGAGUGCUUCCACGAGCAGCUGCAUAAGGAUGAUAAGAUGACCGUGUCAUUCCAGGUCGGCGACAGAGAAUUCGGCAGUGCAGGAAACCUGGACAUUGACUUCUGGAUUACGAACCCCUCAGGCCAGUACGAGGUCUUCGAGAAGUCCGUCUCCAACGGCGACCACUCCUUCGAUGCCAAGCACGACGGCAAGUUCAUUUACUGCUUCGGCAACGACCACUGGGGCGCCUCGAGCAAGGAGGUCUCGUUCAACGUCCACGGCAUCGUCUACGUGUCAGAGUCGGACGCGCCAUCCGAUCCUCUGGAGGCUGAAGUCAAGAAACUGUCCGACCUCCUCGCUCAGGUCAAGGACGAGCAGUCCUACAUCGUUGUUCGCGAGCGCACCCACCGCAACACCGCAGAGAGUACAAACAGCCGCGUCAAAUGGUGGAAUGUCUUCAUCCUCGGCGUCGUCAUUGGCGAGUCCGUGUUCCAGGUCUGGUGGCUGAGGAGAUUCUUCGAGGUGAAGAGGGUAGUGUAGAAAAAGAAAAGACGAAAGCGAGUCUGGGAUGCAAGGGAAGAAUCUUUGUGUAUAGGCUAUGGCAUACUGGGUGUUGAAUGCAGCGAGUUUACUUUUCCUUCUUCUAUUACAUACCCAUGCGAAUUCAACAGAACUCUCGGACGC
This is a messenger RNA of Cryphonectria parasitica EP155, 864 nucleotides long. RefSeq lists its product as uncharacterized. The coding region runs from base 103 to 720 and encodes 205 amino acids. Gene Ontology annotation, biological process: protein retention in ER lumen; Golgi organization; intracellular protein transport. The transcript is spliced from 3 exons. Lineage: Eukaryota; Fungi; Ascomycota; Sordariomycetes; Diaporthales; Cryphonectriaceae. Gene Ontology annotation, cellular component: endoplasmic reticulum-Golgi intermediate compartment; endoplasmic reticulum; COPII-coated ER to Golgi transport vesicle. The record is from RefSeq and is a predicted model, not a curated record.